AUGGCUGAACCCCGCCAGGAGUUCAACGUGAUGGAAGAUCAUGCUCAGGGGGACUACACCCUGCUGCAAGACCAGGAGGGUGACGUGGAGCACGGCCUGAAAGAAUCUCCCCUGCAGACCCCGGCCGAUGAUGGAUCUGAGGAACCAGGCUCUGAAACCUCUGAUGCUAAGAGCACUCCAACGGCGGAAGAUGUGACAGCACCCUUAGUGGAUGAGGGAGCCCCCGGUGAGCAGGCGGCCGCUCAGCCCCCCAUGGAGAUCCCAGAAGGAACCACAGCUGAAGAGGCAGGCAUUGGAGACACCCCCAACCUGGAAGACCAAGCUGCUGGACAUGUGACCCAAGAGCCUGGGAGUGUCAAGGUUGUCCAGGAAAUCUUCCUCAGGGAACCAGGGCUCCGUGGAGGUGAGGCCAUGGACCCCGGAACCCCAGGUCUGACCUGCCAGCACGUGUCUGACAUGCCUGGGGCUCCCAUCCUGCCCGAAGGCUCCAGAGAGGCCACACACCAGCAUUCGGGGCCAGAACCUGAGGAUGCAGACGGCAGCCGCUGCGGCUCUGAGCUGCUGGAGUGCCAGCUUCUGGGAGACCUGACCCAGGAGGGGCCACCUCUGAAGAGGGAGCAGGGCAAAGAGAGGCUGGGGGGCAAGGAGGUGGAUGAAGACCGGGACACUGACGAGUCCUCUCCCCAGGACUCCUUUCCCUCCCAGGUCUCCGCACAUCUGCAGAGCCCCACCACCCGAGGCGAGCCAACCCCCGACGCAGUUUCCGGAGAAGCCCCUGGGAUCCCUGGUUUCUCAGCCAAGGGUGCCAUCCCCCUCCCUGUCGAUUUCCUCUCUAAAGCUUCUGCAGAGACCCGGGUCUCAGAGCCCGAUGGGCCCGGGGAGGGGUCCCCAGCGGAAAGGCACGACGGGCCCCCCGAGUUCAUGUUCCACGUGGAAAUCAAAGCCAAUGUGCAGAAGGAGCAGGGACCUUCGGAGGUGGAUUUGGAAGGGGCUGCAGUUCCUGGGGCCUCUGGAGCAGAGCAAGAGCCCUGGGGCCCCUCUGAGGGCGAGGACACAAAAAAGACUGCCCUUCCAGAACCAUCUGAAAAGCAGCCUGCAGCUGGUCUGCCAGGGAAGCCCGUCAGCCGGGUUCCUCAACUCAAAGCUCGCACGGUCAGUAAAGGCAAAGAUGGGGCUGGACCCGAGGACAAAAAAACCAAGACAUCCACACCUUCCUCUGCUAAAACCCUGAGCAAUAGGCCUUGCCUUAGCUCCAAACGCCCCACUCCUGGUAGCUCAGACCCUUUGAUCAAACCCUCCAGCCCCGCCGUGUGCCCAGAGCCAUCUUCCUCUCCUAAACACGUCUCUUCUGUCACGCCCCGAACUGGCAGUUCUGGAACAAAGGAGAUGAAAGUCAAGGGGGUGGAUGGUAAACCUGGAACGAAGAUCGCCACACCCCGGGGAGCGGCCCCUCCAGGCCAGAAGGGCCCGGCCAACGCCACCCGGAUUCCAGCGAAAACCACGCCCACCCCGAAGACCACGCCGACCCCGAAGACCCCACCGGGCACGGCUACCAAGCAAGUGCAGAAAAAACCACCCCAUGGAGGGGCAAAAUCUGAGAGAGGUGAAUCUGGGAAAUCCGGGGACCGCAGUGGCUACAGCAGCCCCGGCUCCCCAGGCACUCCGGGCAGCCGCUCCCGCACCCCUUCCCUACCGACCCCGCCCACCCGGGAGCCCAAGAAGGUGGCAGUGGUCCGCACUCCACCCAAGUCGCCGUCUGCAGCUAAGAGCCGCCUGCAGACCGCCCCCGGGCCCAUGCCAGACCUGAAGAACGUCAAGUCCAAGAUCGGCUCCACAGAGAACCUGAAGCAUCAGCCGGGAGGCGGGAAGGUGCAGAUAAUUAAUAAGAAGCUGGAUCUUAGCAACGUCCAGUCCAAGUGUGGCUCAAAGGAUAAUAUCAAACACGUGCCAGGAGGCGGCAGUGUGCAAAUAGUCUACAAACCAGUGGAUCUGAGCAAGGUGACCUCCAAGUGUGGCUCAUUAGGCAACAUCCAUCAUAAGCCAGGAGGUGGCCAGGUGGAAGUAAAGUCUGAGAAGCUGGACUUCAAGGAGAGAGUCCAGUCCAAGAUCGGGUCCCUGGAUAACAUCACCCACGUCCCUGGCGGAGGGCAUAAAAAGAUCGAAACCCACAAGCUGACCUUCCGCGAGAACGCCAAAGCCAAGACCGACCACGGGGCAGAGAUUGUGUACAAGUCGCCCGUGGUGUCGGGGGACACGUCCCCACGGCACCUCAGCAACGUCUCCUCCACCGGCAGCAUCGACAUGGUGGACUCACCGCAGCUGGCCACGCUCGCCGACGAGGUGUCCGCCUCCCUGGCCAAGCAGGGUUUGUGA
Messenger RNA from Lipotes vexillifer (Yangtze River dolphin), 2373 nucleotides. It is a transcript of the gene MAPT, whose product is annotated as microtubule associated protein tau. Gene Ontology annotation, cellular component: neuron projection. The record is from RefSeq and is a predicted model, not a curated record. The transcript is spliced from 15 exons. NCBI's taxonomy places the organism in Eukaryota, Metazoa, Chordata, Mammalia, Artiodactyla, Lipotidae. Bases 1 to 2373 code for a protein of 790 amino acids. Gene Ontology annotation, molecular function: microtubule binding. Gene Ontology annotation, biological process: neuron projection development; microtubule cytoskeleton organization.